Molecule: messenger RNA, 1746 nt
Organism: Bactrocera oleae (olive fruit fly)
Lineage: Eukaryota; Metazoa; Arthropoda; Insecta; Diptera; Tephritidae
Gene: Rpn11
Product: regulatory particle non-ATPase 11
Biological process (GO): protein deubiquitination; proteasome-mediated ubiquitin-dependent protein catabolic process
Cellular component (GO): proteasome regulatory particle, lid subcomplex
Molecular function (GO): metallopeptidase activity; protein binding; proteasome binding
Source: RefSeq, a predicted model, not a curated record
GCUUUUUAAAUAUAUAAAAAAUUAUAUUUACUCAUAUAAAUAACUAAUAAAAAAUUUCCUUUUACAUUCUCUGAAUUUUUUGUUAAUUUAAAUGUAUUUUUAUUUUUCUAUUCUUUUAUUUAUAUUAUUUUUGUUAAUGAGUUGCCACCAAAUUUCUAAGGCGAGUUCGUGGUAUACAUAGCCAUGUGUUUUCUUGCGGAACGAUAUUAAAACGUUCAUUCAUAUAUAUACAUGCAUUAUUUCAUUUAUAUAUUAAUAUAACUACAUAUUUGUAAUACAAAAAUAUAUAUAACAUAAAAUUAGAAAUAGUGCAAUUGAAAGAUAUCGGCAUAUUACCUAAAAAUACAAAUAAUUUUAAAAUAAUAUAUAAAAUUAGUUGUUUCGUUACAACGGUGUUUCCUUUUAAAAUGUAUUUAUUUUAAAUACAUGCCAGUGCCAAUUUUCAAUAUCUACUCAUUUGAACGCGCCCGGUGAAGGAUAAGCAACAAUUACGAUGAACAUACCACAUCGCUGUGACGGUGCACAUUUGCAGCUGUCAAAGUUCUGGUGUGACAUUUGUAAAUUUUGCUGUGUUGUGUUCGUACAUUUUUCUUGCAAAAUAUAGCCGGAAUAUUUAACUCAUUCAACAACACGUAUUUCUAUAUAUUUCAUUUAUAAGCAUGGAUCGUUUAUUACGUUUGGGUGGUGCAAUGCCGCAAGCUCCACCACCAACAGAUGCGCCUGUUGUGGAUACCGCCGAACAAGUAUAUAUAUCCUCGUUGGCGUUAUUAAAAAUGCUAAAACAUGGUCGUGCUGGCGUACCCAUGGAAGUGAUGGGUUUGAUGUUGGGCGAAUUUGUCGAUGACUACACAGUACAAGUAAUCGAUGUUUUUGCUAUGCCACAAACAGGUACUGGCGUCUCAGUUGAAGCUGUUGAUCCAGUGUUUCAAGCGAAAAUGUUGGAUAUGUUAAAACAGACUGGUCGCCCAGAAAUGGUGGUUGGCUGGUACCAUUCACAUCCUGGUUUUGGCUGUUGGUUAUCCGGUGUUGAUAUUAACACACAACAGUCUUUUGAAGCUUUAUCAGAGCGCGCUGUUGCCGUUGUCGUCGAUCCCAUACAAUCGGUGAAGGGUAAAGUAGUUAUUGAUGCCUUCCGUCUCAUCAACCCGAAUAUGCUUGUGCUCGGCCAAGAGCCGCGUCAGACAACUUCAAAUUUGGGACAUCUACAAAAACCUUCGGUUCAGGCAUUAAUUCAUGGUCUGAAUCGGCAUUACUACUCAAUUAGUAUUAAUUAUCGUAAAAAUGAGUUGGAACAAAAGAUGCUGUUGAAUUUGCACAAGAAAUCUUGGAAGGAUGGACUCACAUUGGCUGAUUACAAUGAACAUUGUUCCAUCAAUGAAAGUACCGUGCAGGAAAUGCUCGAAUUAGCCAAAAACUAUAAUAAGUCGCUCGAAGACGAAGAAAAAAUGACACCAGAGCAAUUGGCAAUCAAAAAUGUUGGUAAACAAGAUCCUAAACGGCAUUUAGAAGAGAAAGUCGACAAAGUUAUGCAAAACAAUAUUGUGCAAUGCCUUGGCGCAAUGCUUGAUUCAAUUGUAUUUAAGUGAGCUAAUAUUUUCAUGUUGCAUUUGAUUUGAAUUUUCAAAACCGCAUAUACAAAACACUCAAACUGAGCAACACACUUCAGUUUACCACGCACUAAUGUAUUUUUAAAAAUAACAUCGUAAAUGAAAUAAAAUAUAGAAAUAAAAAUACUUUUGUACUUUA